AUGUUCUACGAGGGCUCCCUCCAGGAAGGGAUUUCCGCGGCUGUUGGACAGCAGAAGAUGGUCUUGUGCUUCGUGACGAAUGAAUACGACGAGAGCAACAUCUGGGAAAGUGACUUCUUGCAAGAUCCCUCAUUGGUAGCCGUGAUUGCCAAGCAGGCCGUGGCCUUGCGCUUGAGGGCUGGCUCUGAGGAAGCUGGCUAUCUCGCCCAAAUCUUCCCGCUUCCUCAGACACCUACAAUUGUCAUCAUGAAGCAUGGCGAACUCAAAGAGUACGUAGCUGCAGGGACUACCAAAGACGAAUUCCUCCGUCGAAUUCGAAACUCGUUCAACGUAUCACCACCUCACACGGCGCAACCUGCCUCGGAUGCGCUUUCGUCCUCGCCCCCCGCCUCGCCUCACUCGGGUGGCACUCUACCGACAGUAGAGCAAUCAGAAAACGUACGGCGUGUCCUGGAAGAGCGAGCUGCGAAACUCGAAGCCGCCAAGGCGGCUGCCGAACAAAAGGCCAAGGAAGACUUGGCGAGGAGGAGGGCCAAGGCGGCAGCGGAAGCUAGUGAGGGUGCGCAGAAACAAGCCGAAUUGGCCAGGAAGAAAAAGCAGCAAGAAGUAGAGGACCGGAGGCGUAUUCUGAAGCGCAUCCAGGACGACAAAGAGGAACGGCGUCAGCGGGCCGCGGAACGAGAGCAGCAAAGGAUGGAAAUCCACUCACGAUCUGACUCCUCCCUGCCAGUCGGCACCGCGUCCCCAUUGAGAGCGCCAACGGUGGCCAGGAACAGCAAUCUUACUUCUAUUCAAGUGCGACUGUUUGACGGCUCGACGGUCCGAUCGCGGUUCAAGACUUCGGAUCCUGUCAAGGAGAUUCGAAAAUGGGUCGACGAGAACAGGACCGACGGCCGACUGCCCUACACGUUCACGCAACUACUCACACCGCUACCCAACAGAUCGAUUGACGAAACAGAAGAGGAAAAGUCGCUAGGAGACAUGGGCCUGUCUCCUUCGUCUACUCUUAUUCUGAUCCAUGUCCAAAGCUAUUCUUCGGCAUAUGACGGCUCGUCACAAGGGGUCCUUUCCUGGAUUCUUGGUUCAAUAUUAGCUUUUCUCGCCCGGCUCCUCGGCUUGAUUGGUCUUGGUGGAGGUGGUGGCCGCAACAGCCACGACAUGGCUCCUCAAGAGUCAGAUGUAGCCUCUGCACACGCCAAGAGCCGUCGCGUCCGCGGGUUUGAGAAUCCCGAUGAUCAAAGACGGGACCACCAGCUGUAUAACGGUAAUUCGUUGAACUUUGAGCCCAGGCCUGACGAGGAUGAAUAG
This is a messenger RNA of Metarhizium album ARSEF 1941, 1308 nucleotides long. RefSeq names its product UBX domain-containing protein. The record is from RefSeq and is a predicted model, not a curated record. NCBI's taxonomy places the organism in Eukaryota, Fungi, Ascomycota, Sordariomycetes, Hypocreales, Clavicipitaceae. Gene Ontology annotation, molecular function: protein binding. The transcript has 4 exons. The coding region runs from base 1 to 1308 and encodes 435 amino acids.